CUGAGCACAGAGGGGAUGGGCGUACAGGGCCAUCCUGGGCCCCCUGGGGCUGUGACCAACAGCGCGAAAGACAGUGACGAUGAGGAGGAGGUGGUUCACGUGGAUCGGGACCACUUUAUGGACGAGUUCUUUGAACAGGUAGAAGAGAUUCGAGGCUGCAUUGAGAAACUGUCAGAAGAUGUGGAACAGGUGAAAAAGCAGCAUAGUGCCAUCCUGGCCGCCCCCAACCCAGAUGAGAAGACCAAGCAGGAGCUGGAGGACCUCACCGCCGACAUCAAGAAGACGGCCAACAAGGUCCGGUCCAAGUUGAAAGCGAUCGAGCAGAGCAUUGAACAGGAGGAGGGGCUGAACCGGUCCUCCGCAGACCUGCGUAUCCGCAAGACCCAGCACUCUACACUCUCGCGGAAGUUCGUGGAGGUAAUGACCGAGUACAACGCCACCCAGUCCAAGUACCGGGACCGCUGCAAGGACCGGAUCCAGCGGCAGCUCGAGAUCACCGGCAGGACCACGACCAAUGAAGAGCUGGAGGACAUGCUGGAGAGCGGGAAGCUGGCCAUCUUCACCGACGAUAUCAAAAUGGACUCACAGAUGACAAAGCAGGCCUUGAACGAGAUUGAGACGAGGCACAACGAGAUCAUCAAGUUGGAAACCAGCAUCCGCGAGCUGCAUGACAUGUUUGUGGACAUGGCCAUGCUGGUGGAAAGCCAGGGUGAGAUGAUCGACCGAAUCGAGUACAACGUGGAACAUUCCGUGGACUAUGUGGAGCGAGCUGUGUCCGACACCAAGAAAGCUGUGAAAUAUCAGAGCAAGGCGCGGAGGAAGAAAAUCAUGAUCAUCAUUUGCUGUGUGGUGCUGGGGGUGGUCUUGGCGUCGUCCAUUGGGGGGACGCUGGGCUUGUAGGCCCCUGCCCAUAUCCCUUCCAGCCCCCCACCACGUUGGGAGCAAUACCCCCACCGCCAACCCCAAAACGGACCCCGGCAGCCCCUCUCCCUCUUCCCCCACAGCAGACCCUGGAGUCCCUGGACCUCCCCUCCAUGGGCCACCCACCUCUGCCCCGCACGUAGAUAGCAGCAGGCGUGAUUACACAUGCACACCAACAUGCAUGCCGCUGGCACAUGCUCGAGACGUGUGGACACCCAGCGUGUGCGCGCGUGUGGAUGUGUGCACUGCAUCUCCCCUGCCCUACCUGAGUCUGCGGUUUGAGCUUCCUUGUCAUGGGGGUUGUGGUGCCAACUGGCUGAGUGGGACAGUAGCCCACCAUGCCCCGUGUGUGUUUGCGAGUUUGUGUGUGGCCAAAGACCUAUGGACACACAACUGUACAUGAAAUUUUGUGUUUGAGUCUGAAACUCACGUGACGUCAGUUCCUCCCCACACCUCCUUCCCAGUCUGCUCUGAAUGGAGCGGGCAGCAUGUGCAGAUAUUCACACUCCGAGGACCCAGGGAGCCCCGAGACACACAGGCCGUGGCAGACACCCCACAUGAUGUAGAACAAACCCUCCUGGCUGGUGACCGCAGGGGCUGCUGUGUCCUCGUGUGUGGGUGUGUGUGUGUGGGGGGGGCCUGUGGAGGUGAGUGGAAGCGUACACAUGUAAGUGACCUUGUCUGUUCUGUAGACUGUUUUUCCUAGCAGAUGCGAGGGACAAGUGUAUGUGUGUGUGCAAGCUUACGCAGAGUGUUGACAGGAGCCCUGCACAUCGUGGACCAGACUCCUGUUGAGGGUGGAUGCAGGUAUCCCCAUUUCUAUGCUACCUAGGACACAGCUGUGACUGUGUGUGUGUGUGUGUGUGUGUGUGUGUGUGUGUGUGUGUGUUUGGGGGCUGCAUAGCGCACACACGUGCCCCAGAACUCCAGGGUUGUUUAGCCAGUUGCUUGGCCCGCCCCUGCCAGCGCCCCUGACCAGCAUCUGGUGUGGCCACACACACUGCUGCACCAGCUUUGUGUAGCUGGAGCUCCCCGGCUGCCAGCACAGGCCCUUUGCACACAUGCUUUCGGCCUUAUUUCUUCUGUCUGUCCGAGGCAGGUCUGAGCAUGUGUCAGCUGAGCACCUCAGGCCAAGGCCGAGGAGGCCCAUGACGAUGACAUCAGGCAUGCACUCGUGCCCCGGGGCACUCACAUGCUGCAGCCAGUGUGGUGUUCCCACGGGCCUUCACCCGUCUGCACGCAAAGGCCGUCUGGAAGGCCUGUUUGCAGAGCUGUUACUGAGGGGCCCGAAUGUCAAGGCUGCCCAGACAGGUGCAGAGCAGGACAUUGUCCUUCCUGCCUCGGGUACACUCUUCUGGGACCUGGGAGAAGCCGGUGUUUUGUCUCAUUGCCGCAUUCGGUGCCCUAGGCUCUUCUGCUAGAGUGGACAAUCACGGCAGUGGUUGAGACUGAAGGCACAAGCCUGGGGUUCAUAGUGAGGGAAGGCCUAGCACCUAGCAUACAUAGUUUGUGGGUACAGGGCGAAAAGCAGACAUUAGGAUCCCUACCACCACCCAGGAGCAAGUCAGUGAGCACAGCACCCGGGAACACGAAGGGGCUGGG
This is a messenger RNA of Fukomys damarensis (Damara mole-rat), 2523 nucleotides long. It is a transcript of the gene Stx1b, whose product is annotated as syntaxin 1B. The record is from RefSeq and is a predicted model, not a curated record. Lineage: Eukaryota; Metazoa; Chordata; Mammalia; Rodentia; Bathyergidae. Gene Ontology annotation, molecular function: SNAP receptor activity; SNARE binding. Gene Ontology annotation, cellular component: endomembrane system; plasma membrane; SNARE complex. Bases 16 to 900 code for a protein of 294 amino acids. Gene Ontology annotation, biological process: vesicle fusion; exocytic insertion of neurotransmitter receptor to postsynaptic membrane; intracellular protein transport. The transcript is spliced from 10 exons.